ACUACUGUACCUUCAGUUGCGCAGCGUAGUGUGUUCGUUUUCAGUAGUGAAGUAAAUAUUGUAGUUUUCGGUAUGGCUGCUCCAGCAGCUUGUACUCGAUUCAGUGAUAACUAUGAUCUGAAGGAGGAACUAGGAAAGGGCGCAUUUUCAGUCGUGCGGAGAUGCGUUCAGAAAUCGACGGGACUGGAGUUCGCAGCAAAGAUCAUCAACACAAAGAAGCUAUCAGCUAGAGAUUUCCAGAAGCUCGAGAGAGAAGCUCGUAUAUGCAGGAAGCUGCAACAUCCGAACAUAGUGCGCCUUCAUGAUUCCAUACAGGAAGAGAACUUCCACUAUCUGGUCUUUGAUCUGGUAACUGGUGGAGAACUCUUUGAGGAUAUUGUUGCAAGAGAAUUUUAUAGUGAAGCAGAUGCUUCACACUGUAUACAACAGAUCCUUGAAAGUGUUAACCACUGUCAUCAGAAUGGUGUUGUUCACAGGGACUUGAAGCCUGAGAACUUGUUGUUGGCUAGUAAACAAAAGGGAGCAGCAGUGAAACUUGCCGAUUUUGGCUUGGCGAUAGAAGUUCAAGGGGAACAACAAGCAUGGUUUGGAUUUGCGGGUACACCAGGAUAUCUCUCUCCAGAAGUGUUAAAAAAAGAACCAUAUGGUAAACCAGUUGACAUAUGGGCUUGCGGAGUUAUUCUUUAUAUUUUGCUCGUUGGUUACCCUCCAUUCUGGGAUGAGGAUCAACAUAGGCUGUAUGCGCAAAUAAAGGCUGGAGCAUAUGACUAUCCAUCUCCAGAAUGGGACACAGUCACACCAGAGGCAAAAAAUCUGAUUAACCAAAUGCUGACUGUAAAUCCCUCCAAGAGAAUAACAGCUUCUGAAGCUCUGAGGCAUCCAUGGAUCUGCCAAAGGGAACGUGUUGCAUCAGUGGUCCACAGACAAGAAACUGUUGAUUGUCUGAAGAAGUUCAAUGCAAGGCGUAAGCUAAAGGGUGCUAUUCUAACAACCAUGCUUGCAACUCGCAAUUUUUCCAGUAAGUAUGAUGCUCAUGGUCGCAGUAUUAUUACCAAAAAGAGCGAUGGGUCCCAAGUAAAGGAAUCAACAGACAGCAGCACAACUCUGGAAGACGAUGAUGUUAAAGAAGACAAACUUAACAAGACAGGUGUAGACAGGAGCUCUACAGUUAUUGCUAAAGAUCCAGAAGGCUUCAUCCAUGGCACAACACCACCCUCAACUCAACCGACUUUGGCUAAGGUGUUAACAUCCGCUCUUGCAACAUCUUCAGCAUCUUCAAGUGCAAAAGCUCCUGCUAACAUGAGUGCAGCACUUUUGCAAGAGGUGCAAGAGGACUCUGAGAUUCUUGGCUACCAACCCUUGGACUGUGAUUCAGAUGAUACUGAUGAGAUAAGGAUUCUGUGCCCAAACAAGACUUGCUCCCAGCUAUCAACAAACUCUUAUGGAUCAGCCCGUAAGCAAGAGAUAAUCAAAAUGACAGAACAGUUGAUAGAAGCAAUCAGCACAGGUGAUUUUGAAGCAUACACGAAAAUAUGUGACCCACAUCUCACAGCAUUUGAACCAGAAGCUCUAGGUAAUUUAGUCGAAGGGAUGGAUUUCCACAAAUUUUACUUUGAUAAUGUUCUGGGUAAAAACUGCAAGGCAAUCAAUACCAUCAUCUUGAAUCCACAUGUUCACCUACUUGGUGAUGAUGCAGCGUGCAUUGCUUAUGUUCGCUUGACACAGUACAUGGACAAGCAAGGACAAGCUCAUACCCAGCAGUCUGAAGAAACACGUGUGUGGCAUAAGAGAGACAACAAGUGGCAGAAUGUUCACUUUCAUCGGUCGUCUGUGGCUGGCCACUCAGCCUUUGGCUUUGCCCAUAAAUAAGAACUAUGCACAAAUGUGAGUUUGAAGCUGGUGGCACUCACUUGCACCAUCCCCAGUAAAUGUUGACUGUUGGUGGCUCCAGUGUUGGCUGCUUCUUGUUCUGUGGUGUUAGUCACCUCAGCAUUCUGGUGCUUUGAGGAGUAUGUCAGUGGCUGCAGAUUGGUGAUAUAUUAUGGGUAUUCUCAAAAGAAACCCCAAAGCCCAUAGAUUAACUUAUUUUGCAACAUGUUAUGUAUAAUAAGUAAAGUGUACAGCUGCACAAGCACAUGCAGGUUUAGCUGUUAUUCUUAAUUUACAUAUUUGUUAAUUACAGAUCUGAAUAUUGUAGAUCUAUUUAGUUUUUUAAGUGGUUAUAAUAUUUUGAUGAGCUUCCUACUUGUUGUUAGGAACUGUAUUUCCAAUUGCAAAAUGUUACUGUAGCACUCACAUAUUCAUCGGUUAUGUAAUAAGCUGACCUGACAAGCAUGAAUGCAAGUUGCAGCUGCUAUGAAAGAUAUUGUUGCCAAUAGUUUCAUUUCCUAAGAUGAAAUGAAACAGUACAAAUAAGUCAGGUGCUGAUAUGCAAGGCACAUAUGUUGCAAGUAACUGGCUGCUAACAUUUAAUGGGCUGAGGUGCAAAGUGUGCAGUUGAUGUACUCCAUAGUAAUGUUUUCUUUUUUCUACGACUUUAGUAUGAUGAGAAUUUUCCAGUCGGAAUCUCAGCUUUACUGGCAUAUACAUACUAUAAUUAUAUACCUUCAGUGAAAGUAAUUUUACAUUGUCCUUGGCGAGGACAUUCCAUAAAGAGGAACCUGUGAGAGAGGAUUCCUUUCAUACCAUUUAAAUCUAAGCAUUGUAUCUUUUAAGUCUUGCAGUAAUGCAUUACAACAGAAAUUGUUAACUAAUAAAACAGAAAGUAUUUUACAGACAACAUCUGUAUCAACUGCAACAGGAAUGACACUGUAUGGUUUUACAUUUGCAUGCAACAUUUUUAUAAGUGUCUACUGAAAAUGCCAAACUUUUCUUCAUGAUAGCUGCAUGUAAUAACUUAUUUCACAUUCAAAAGAUAAGCCAUUAAAAAUGAGAUAGGUUUCUCAAGUAAGCAGAUGCUUAGAGUGAAAAUAAUUUUUUAUAUCUGCAUUGCCUCAAGUUUCCAGAAGACUUGAAUCGUGGUUCAUCGGCCAGAUUCCAUAAUUUCAUCAUUAAAAACAUAAACUAAACAUUUUACCAUUUUCUAAAAGAAAAAUUGUCAUACAGUUAACCCUCUUGAUUGUAAUUUGGUACUGUAAUUGAAACAAAUAUAGUAAUAAACAUGCUUCUAAAUGUGAUUGCUAUUAAAGGAAAUCUUUUUGGAAUAUUAUUAAAAUGGUAUUGAUAAGGUAAGAGUGUGCAACUGAGUUGUAUGUAGUGAUUAGGUGUUUGAGUACUUAGAUCCUUCCCUUCUUUCCAAUACCAGUCCUCAAGUUGCCUUAUCCACUUAUCCAUCCCAGUUCACCCUAAUCUCACAAUACAAGAUCAGUUCUAUGAACUGACGAACUUAAUCGUUUGGCCUAACUGUCAUAAUUAUCUUUUUAAUGAUAAUGUAAUCUAGAUUGACUCACAUUAUAUGAUAAUAAAAAAAGAGUUUAAAGUUUUGCAAAACUCUUGGAAAAUAAAAACUCCAGAAGCAGAUAAAAUUAAGACAAAAAUCAAAUGAGCAAUUUCAGUAGUUAGCAUAAUACAGGAAGUUGUGACUGAAUCAUGUGUACUGCUCUGCAUGUAGUUGGUGUUACGUUUUAAAAUAGUUAUAAGAAAUGAAAUUAAAUAAAAUACAGUUUUUCCCAAUCAUUUCCAGAAUCAGUUUAGGUACAAUUCUAUUGUGAUAAGUGAAGGAAUAAUUGUGGUUUUAAAAACAAGGUAUCAUCUUAUUCCAUUUAAUAACCAGUUUAAGCAAAACUACUCAUUAAUUUUGUUUUUUGUAAUGACAUUCACAUUUUAAAGUUAUUUGUUGAAAUGCUUCUAUUAAUAUCUGAUAAUUUUCAUUCCUGUCUUUUUGCUAACACUGAUAGAAUUCUAUACCCUUCCUUUGCAGCAGCGAUGAGUAUCAUUUAUGAUAUCGAUGCUAUUAACUUCUGAAAGUUAGCCUUUUUUUUAUAGAAAAUGGAAGUAAUUUUAUUGAUUUCAAAUUAAAUAACUCAUAAGCUUGCUUUUUGAAAGAAAGAAAUAAGAGAUUACUGCUUGUAAUUUCUGCAAGGCAUUUUGAAGCAUUUUUAUUGCCUUUGUUCACAUACUUUCAAUUUUUAAGAGUUUGUUGUAGAUUGGGUUAAUAACAUCAGCUUUUGUCUUAAAAUAUUUACUAAAAGUCUUAAAUCAUCUGCUUAUUUUAUUUAUAUGUUGCAUUAUUUUAUACUAGUGUGUCAUUACAACAUCAUAAAUUCUGUAGGGCAAUAUAACAGUUCCCAUAAGAAGAUAAGUAAUAUUUCACACUUUCAUUUGCACUUUGAUGUUAAUAUUAAAUUAAUGCCACCAAAAAUGCUACAUGCACAUGUAUAGAUUUCUCUUUAAUAAUCUUGUAAUAAUUUCAAGUACAAGAUUGUUUGCAUUGCAGUAUUCUUCCAGUAUAGUAUAACACUUAUAGCCCAAUAUUUUGUAUGUUUUUAUUCACUAUAUAUAAUAUUGGAAAAAAUAAUUGGUUUCCAUUUAAACUAAUAAGGCUAUGCAUUUCUGCUGGUAACACCAAAUGAACUUUUGACGGUAUUUAUCUCCUGUGUUUGUUUAUGAUCUUGCGCUGUUUGUUUGAAGCAGUGCACAAGAUGCAGUUUCUUAUAAUGCUGUUAUAGAAGAUAUCAGUAGCCUACAACCAUGUCAGAUAUAGUUCUUUUUUAUCUUACAUCAAAGUUAACUGUUUGUGCAGUUUGCUUUGCUCUUACUUUUUCCCCUUCCUCUCACCUUAAGAGCAUUCCCAAAUGCUUGGAACUACUUUGGUUCCUUUUUAUUUUCCUUUGCUCUUAUUUUACAUUUAAUGUUAUUUGGGUGUAUUGAGCAUUUAGAGAUGAGGAGACCUCAUAGCGUUUCAAAUAAAAAUGUACUGUUGGUAAGCGUGCAAGAGGAGUCGAUUUUUAUUUGUAAUUAAGCAAAUGUAUUUUCUGAAGUUAUACACAGAACUUUACUUUUUCAUUUUAAUUUAAAAGCAUUUGAAUGACAGUCAUAUUCAGUACAAUCCUUCCUUAUUCUGUAUUGAUUACCAUACUGCUCUCUUUCGAUAUAAAUAAAGUAGACUAAUUUUGUUUCUGUUAUAAUGUUUUGCAUUUUGAAAAAUCAUUUGUUUGCCAUGUCUUGCACAUGUAACUGCUCAUUUAUUAAUUAAUGUAUGUUGUAAUUGAUUCCAAAGGGGAAAACUACAAAUGAAAACGUCUUUAGCUAUACUGGCACAGAAAAUUCUUUGUGCACGUUGUAAUAAAUACUGUUUUCAGUGUACACUGUUUUUAACGUAAUAUUUCAAAUCUCAAAAGCUACUAACUUCAGUGGUUUUUGUAUUUUACUUUUAAAGUAAAUAUCUGUAUGAAAUCUCAUAUUUCUAAUAUUACUUUUAUUUAUUAUUUCAAUUUCUCAACAUGAAGCACAUUGUUAUAUUCACUAUGCUCUCUGUCAUUACAAAUGCCAGUUAAAGGACACUAUCUUCAAUGUAAUUACUGAUUUUUGUUGUUAUUAUUAUUGUUAACUUGUGAUAUUAAUUUCAAAAUGGGAAAUUUUAAUGGAUGUAUGGAGAAUUCUAAAAAAAUGUUGUAAAAAGUUAAAUAUACAUCAAAUUAAAAGACUAUACAAUUGAAUUACAUUGACUUUGACUGGUAGCUUUCUAUGGCUCAGUCUAUAUCUACCACACAAAAUAUUAUGUACUGAAGUUAUCUAGUAUGUGUGUGUAAAUUGUUAUAGUCAGUACAAAUGUGUACAGUGUAAAAUCUUUGCAAAAUGGUAUUUGCUCAUCUAAUUCUUUGUUAUUGUUUUCCCUAAUAUGUAAUGUUAUUCAUGUUACACAAAUAAUAAAAUACAUUUUCAGCAAACUUUUAUACCAUAUCUGGAAAGAUGUCUAUUACCCACUUGUAUCAAGCAGUUCAUCUUUCAACCUUGCGUUAAUUUAAAAGUGUUAAAAUUAAGAUUGCAUUUGACUGAGUGAUUGAUUGAAACUAGGGAAGUAUGAAACAAUCUCCAUGACAUUCAUAUUUCUGUGACACUUUAAAUAUUAAUUGUAUGGUGUAGUGAAGAAAGAUUUCCAUUUGCUAAAAAUGGUGUUUACACAAAUAUUGUAAUUUUAAUCUUAAGUUUACUUUAUUUUUUAUUUAUUUGUGGUGCCAACAAUUCAUUCAAAGUGUUGAACUUCGUAACUAAAACCAUCAUUUGCAACCAAUCAGCAGACAGUGAUGUGUUACCACUUAACAAAAUUCUUAAUUGGUAGGCGUACGGAAAUCAGUAUUAAUUCUACAGGUCAGCUGUAUUUUGAAACUCAUCAAAGCUUAGAAGUGGACAUUUUGAAAAAAAAUGCUAUCUGUUGUAUGAGAAAAGACUUAAAGGAAGUGUUUAACCUUCGCUUUCUCACAGCUGAAAUGCAUAUCUCUCUCUCUCUCUCUCUCUCUCUCUCUCUCUCUCUCUCUCUCUCUCUCUCACACACACACACACACACACACAUACACACAAACACACACAGAUAUGCAGAUAUAUGCACUUUUUCCUGAUUCUCAGCCACAGAAUAGUGUAACUCUUCUUUUUUUUAACUGUUCAACACUGUAACAUUAUGUUUACAUUCCUCUCUGCUGGUAACACUAUUUCUCUUGGGUCACAGUCUCAGAAUUGAGUACCUUUUGUGUGUGUGUGUGUGUGUGUGUGUUUUCCACAGUUCAGCAUUGUAAUAUUAUGUUUACAUAUUUCUCUGUCAGUAACACUACUUCUCUUUUCUCAUACAUACUACCCAAGACUUUGUAUGAAAAUAUGUUGCUUAGUCAGAGGUAGACUUCUGCUGUCUCAGGUGAAGUUCCUGUUGUGACAUACUCCGUACUUACUAUGAAAUUAUUUUAUGUAAACAUUCUAAAACGAAAAAAGUACUUGUAUAGACAGUUAAUGUAACCAGAAUUCUUCAUAGUAAUCCAUGGAGCCAUAGUGAAAUAGCUGUUGUGAAAAAUUUGAUCUGUGAUUGUCAAAUGCAAUCUUAAAGAAAGAAAGAAAUCAAAAUUUAGAAUUUAUCAUAUUAACAAAAAUAUUGAAAGAAAAUUUAUUUUACAUGUUACUAAUGUGUGGACUAAGACCAUUAAAAGUUCAUUGAUAGUACUCCACACAUUAUAUGGUACGUAGAAAAUGCACAAAAUAUGUUCUUGAAUAAUACAGUUAAAUAUAUCACACACAUUGUCAGUCAAUGUAUAUAAAAGAUAUCAUAUGUAUUUGUUUAUCUGUUAUUGUUGAAUGAUUAUUUUUAUCUGGAUGCAAUUUUCUGCUAAAUGAUAACAUUUGUAGUUUCAAUAUUAUUAAGAAGGAAUUAAUAUAUAACUAUUGUCCUCAUUUGCUUUAUAUGAAAGUUAUGAAUGAAGUUGAAAGAUAGAUCUCAUGAUAUUUGAUACCAACAAUGUUGACAUUUUCUGUCUGUCUGUCUCUAGAAACAACAUUUAUCCCCUUUCACUAUAACUUUCCUUACAGAAAUAAAAUAAAAAAUGGAAAUUAUGAGUCUGGUAAGAUUACCUGCCUUUAGAGGUAGUAGCUUCCUAUUGUUCAUGUUGAAUCAUGUAAGGAAUUUUAUAAAAAUAUGAAUAAAAAAUGAUUUACCUCAUA
This is a messenger RNA of Schistocerca gregaria, 7641 nucleotides long. RefSeq names its product calcium/calmodulin-dependent protein kinase type II alpha chain (gene CaMKII). The record is from RefSeq and is a predicted model, not a curated record. NCBI's taxonomy places the organism in Eukaryota, Metazoa, Arthropoda, Insecta, Orthoptera, Acrididae. Gene Ontology annotation, molecular function: ATP binding; calcium/calmodulin-dependent protein kinase activity; calmodulin binding. Gene Ontology annotation, biological process: protein phosphorylation. The transcript is spliced from 20 exons. Gene Ontology annotation, cellular component: cytoplasm; neuron projection. Bases 73 to 1869 code for a protein of 598 amino acids.